Cololabis saira (Pacific saury) is the source of this 3322-nucleotide messenger RNA. It is a transcript of the gene mier2, whose product is annotated as mesoderm induction early response 1, family member 2. Bases 173 to 1603 code for a protein of 476 amino acids. NCBI's taxonomy places the organism in Eukaryota, Metazoa, Chordata, Actinopteri, Beloniformes, Belonidae. The transcript is spliced from 12 exons. The record is from RefSeq and is a predicted model, not a curated record. Gene Ontology annotation, cellular component: nucleoplasm. Gene Ontology annotation, molecular function: histone deacetylase binding; transcription corepressor activity. Gene Ontology annotation, biological process: negative regulation of transcription by RNA polymerase II.
AUACUCAGCUUGCGCAGAAACGGAAUGGCGGAGGUCGGUGAAAAUAUAAGCGUAAGCGCAGCGGCGUUGGCCUAGUGGAGAGCGGACCAACUGCAGCCAUGAAGGCCCUCAGCAGUAGAAGCAGCGAUCAAAACAAGUCUUUGAGGAGUUUGAGCCAAAGCGUCGUUGCUCCAUGAAGAUGGCAGCACAGUCCCAAACUGCCAGUGAGCUGCCCUUGCAGGAGCUGCUGGCUUUGUGCGGUUAUACAGUAUCAGAUCCAGAGAAGGAGACGUGUCUCAUGGCUGCCAGCAUGCCGGAUAUGACGCUGGACAAGGAUCAGAUAACUGGGGAUUUCUAUCAUGGACACGAGGAAAACGAAGCAUCAGUUUAUGAACGCACCUCCAAAAGCUCAGAUCUGCUUUGCCACCUCCAGGGUGAAGAUAAAGCCACAUCAGUGAGCUCGUCAGAUGACGACUCUGAUGAUGCGUCUAUUCCCUCCAAUGAAGAGCACAAGGAGAUCAUGGUUGGUUCCAUGUAUCAAGCAAGAAUCCCUCCAAUAAGUCCAUACACAUACCAAGGGAAAGCCUACAGCAGCGAAGACCAGCUGCUGUGGAAGCCAGGGGUUCUGUCGGAGCAGGAAGUGGAGGAGUUCCUGCUGAAUGCACAGAGGCCUCGGGGCCCGGACGGAGUAGUGUGGACUCAAGAUCCCGCUGUCAAUGAUAAUGAACAGGCGCUGUAUGAAUUAGUGAAAUGCAACUUCAAUGCAGAGGAAGCACUGAGGCGAUUACAGUUCAAUGUGAAAGUGUUUAGCGAGGAGCUGUGUUGUUGGAGCGAGGAGGAGUGUAGAAACUUUGAGCACGGCUAUCGAGUUUAUGGGAAAAACUUCCACCUCAUUCAGGGUAAUAAGGUACGAACACGCUCCGUGGGCGAGUGUGUGGAGUAUUACUACAUGUGGAAGAAGUCUGAACGGCACAUGUACUUUACCCAACAGGCCACAAGGUUGAGCCGAAAAAAGUACAACCUCCAAUUAGAGAGCAUGGAAGAUGGAGACCAGGAUGGAGACGGUGGAGAUCUUGAUGCAAGCAAGACUUCCUCAGACUUGGUGUCGCACAGCACCAUGAGCUCUGUGCAGCUGGAGUCCCCGCUGCCUCCACACUCAAACCUGGACCUAAACAAACAAGAUGCUGAGCUGGUGAGUCUAUCAGAGCUGUGUGGAGACAGAUGUCCUCAGCGGCUGUUUGAGUGUCCCUUCUCUUUCCCGUCCGUGGAAGACCUGCGGGAUCCUGGCUCAGACGGCCGUCGUCCCUCAGCUCCAGUCCAGCUCCAGUCUCAAGCCUCUGCUCAGAGCUCACGGUGGGCCUGCGGGAACUCACCAUCCCACGACGACCGCGGCCUCCGAAACUCCUGCUUCUUCCAGCUCCGCAUGCAGGGCGGACCUUUUGCCUCUGAGGGCUCUGACUGUGGCACAGCGGGCGGUGGGGCCGAUGCCCCUCACAGGCUGCAGGUGGAAUUCAGCCUGCCGUCUGCCUCGCCGUCUUCUGCUCUUCUCUCGUCCCACUUUCAAGCAUUCGACGGCCUGCUGCACCCAUCACCUCUCCAGCAUCCUCACUCGCUCAUGCAGUGAGAGGACCUGGAAAAAAACGAACGGAGUAGUACUCUUCAUAAUUGACCACAACGAAACAUGAAUUUACCUAACUUAUUGAAAAAGGACAUGCCUACUUUGUUUGUUUGUGGGGGUGGGGGUAUCUGUCAAACUCAGACAUUUGGAUUCAGUCCAUUAUGAAAUCAGUGUUUUAAUUACUACUUUCAGGCAUGGAUCAUGUGUAUAUCCAUCAGUUUAUGACCACGGCUGCACCGGGACGGUCCUGGCUGCAUUGAUUGGCUGCAUUCAGGACAUUCUUGUUAAAGUACAGUUGAGUGACAAGAGCUGCUCUCCGUUGUUUCUAAAACAUAUUAAUGAGUCAUAAUAGCACCAUCUUUUCUUCCCAGGAAGGAAAGGUCUGGACUCACAUUUUUCCUACUUUCUUUACCCAUGUCUUUAGUUUUCCAACACCUUUGCUGCUCCAUGAUAAAAAAGACAAUAGAAAACAUCAGAUCUUUUUUACUUUACUCGUGGCUCCUUGGUCAUAUGUGACUCCUUCCUCUGCCCUAAGUAGCUGUUUGACAGACUUACAUUCAGAAAUUGAGUUUCAAUGUAAAAAAAACUCCCCUGAAAUUUACACAUUUUCUAAAGUUAAUUUGAAUGCGGAGCCACAUAAGAGCAAUUAAGUGCACAGCAUUUUUGUACAUUUCUUUUUGGGGGGGAGGGAUUUAAUUGAACUGUAUGAAGGUGCAGAGCUUCUUUGUGACUUUUAAUCACAAUAUCUAACCAUGAUGAAUUAAUCAUUUUAGAGUAACAAGAUGAAACGAAAGUUGGGAAUGUCGAGCACUUUCAGUGAAUUACUUAACUUGUUCUGCGAAUUAUGAGCGUGGGUCAUCCCUCUGAACAGAUAUCAUGUACUGCAUCCAGUGAGAACAGUGAUUCAUCAUUGCAGCUUCUUGGCUUCAGGCCAGUGGUGGAUGUGACGGUUCAAAGCUUUUCCUAAGGUGGAAGUUCAGACGUCUUCUGUUUGGCUUGAAGUUUUCUUCCGGGUUUCACCCUCUAGCUAAGGAAUGAAUCACCUUCUACUUCCUGCUCUGCUUGUUCUACUCUGUGUCUACUCCAGAAAGCAGGUGUACUAUAUAUGUUUGCUAUAAAACAUCUUUAACAUAUUUGAUUUCAAAUGAUGUUUCCGAGAAGAAAAAUAAUAAUGCUGAAGAAGUAGCAGUGACUUAACAUCCGGUCAGCAAAUAUGGAAGUAAAUAAGGUAAUAUUUAUAGUGUCACACUGGGAGAGGAGGUGUUAUUAGUUGAUAUUGUUAGCUUAUUUAUGCAGGCGUACUGUUUUAAACUUUAAUAUGCCUCCUGACUCGAGUAAUUUCACAUUCAUUUGUUCAUUUUUUUUAAUAUUUAUAUGACGGUGAAUGUUAAUGAAUCUCUUAUAGAGUAAGGAAAAAGGUCCUUGGAAGUAAAUUAUUUAGGCCCAUUUUCUGCCCCCCCUCCAAUCUGUCCUCGUUAAUGUUUUUGUCGUCUCUAUAAACGUUUGAACUCUCCCGGUGAUCCCUCUUUGAAUCCACGUCAGUUUCAGAUCAAUCUUUGGUCUUUGUUUACAGGAGGUUCCAGGCAAAACCACAAUGGCAAGAAACGGAGUAAAUGUCAAUGCCUUUUGUUUAUUCUUUAUGUUGACUUAUAUUUUUAGCAAUUUAUAUAUUGUAUUUCUUCCAUUAUGAUUAUUUGUAAUUAUUAUAUUUUGUAAACAAAAAGA